Acipenser ruthenus (sterlet) is the source of this 4407-nucleotide messenger RNA. Its product is annotated as olfactomedin-like protein 2B. The transcript has 8 exons. Bases 321 to 2657 code for a protein of 778 amino acids. The record is from RefSeq and is a predicted model, not a curated record. Lineage: Eukaryota; Metazoa; Chordata; Actinopteri; Acipenseriformes; Acipenseridae. Gene Ontology annotation, biological process: signal transduction.
GCUUUGAUUAAUCCAGAGCUCCUUCCCACUGACUGCUCUAUGAUCUGCAGCGCUCGCAAAAGCAGAUACUUCUCUCUUGCACCUCUAACUCCUGCACGUUUCAUGUAACCGGGAGUUACGGAGCUUUUUUAAUCAAAAAAAGGAACUACAUCUCUCUGCGGUUGCUUUACUCAGCAAGAUGGUGGAAAUGUAUGAAGGGUGUCUAGGAACUGUGAUGUAAAUGCAGAAUGCAAUUCUCAUUUUGAGAAGUGCACUUCGGAUUUGCAACGUCUUGCCUGGAAUACCCAGUUCUCAUAACUGGUUGUCACCAAGUGAUCCUGAUGUCUAAGAUUACGGUUUUGUGUUUUUUCUGGUGUGUGGUUCUGAGUGGGGGUUCUCUGCUGUCUAAUAAUGGGGAGCAGGACACUACGGCCAAAUCGAGUGCAACCGGUGGAGUUUGGGAGGAAUUCAAAGAAUACACGGAAACUCUGGAGAACGUAGUUGAUAAUCAGGAAAAUGUUUUAACACAGCUGUUGGGUGAUUAUGACAAAGUCAAAGCCGUUUCCGAAGGCUCUGACUGUCAGUGCAAGUGCGUGGUCAGACCACUGAGCAGGACUGCCUGCAAAAGGAUUGAAGAAGGCAGUGCGAAGGUGAACGACUUCUACACCGUGGAAACUGUAACAUCUGGACCAGGAUGCAAGUGUGCCUGUAUUGCCCCUCCUUCUGCUCUCAACCCCUGCGAGGGGGAUUUUAGAUUUAAGAAGCUCCAGGAAGCUGAGAAAGAUGGUAUCAAGCUCUCAACAGUUAUUGAAUUGCUUGAAGGUGCCUUCUAUGGUUUGGAUCUCCUGAAAAUGCAUUCAGUUACAACUAAACUUGCACAUCGCAUUGAAACAUUAGAAAAGGUUGCCUUACAAAACAGAACUGAAAAGAAGGAACAUUUAAAAGGAAACACCAAAGUGAACCACAUACCCAAGAAAGAAAACAGUUCCACCACCAGCCCAACAGAAACUAAGAAACAGCUCACAGAUCUGGGUUCUGUCUUGCAGAGGGAUGCUGCAGCAGCCUAUAGUCACAAGGAGAAAUACGAAGACAGAUUUGUUGGAGAAGCAGCAUUCUCUAAACCACCACUAAAGAGAAAUGAAGGCGUGCGCCUUGAACCCCUGACUGAACCACUGGAGCAUCUGGAGUCAUUGCAGACACAGCCCAGGACAAAGCCUGUCUCCCGCCCUGCAAUCAUCCGAGGAAUAACUUACUAUAAAGCUAAUCCCAUAGAGGAGGACAAUGACACAGAUGAACAGCCAGAAGAUGACUUCCCAAGUGGUGAUGGUGCUAUAGAUCUGUUGAUUGAAGAUCAGCUCAUCAAGCACAUAGGAACGCUGGUCAGGACUGUCGAGAUACCAGAACCAGUGGUCAGGCCUCCAACAACAGCAGCUCCUGAGGUGGACACACAAGACAAUAUAGAGACAACCCAGGCUCUGACUACAACUGCAGCUGCUAUGGAAUCUACAGCCGCUCCUAGCAUUACCACUGAGCUUCCAUCAACCUAUAUCACAACUACCACAGCAACUACCACAGCAACUACCACAGCCUCUUCAACACCUUCUACGGGAACAACAACAGUUAUGACUGUACCUCCCACCAGCACCUCCACACCUGUCCAAGACACCACCUCCGCAUUCACCACAGUCACAGCCGCCACUACCAUUCCUGAACCGUCCACCAGCAAAGCAGCCCCUAUCACCACAGCUACGCCUACCACUGCUAAAACAAUAACUUCCAUUGCCUCCAUACUGCUGAACACCACCAGGCCCCUCCAGCUGACCAUACCCAGGCAGUGGGUCAACAUUAAUGGGGAUGAAUCUCAGGAGAACAUGGGGGAUGAGGCUCAGACGAGUACCGGCGUGUGUAAAGACACCUUGUCCACCAUCUCUGAUCCUGUAAUUCAUAACACAUAUGGGCGGAAUGAGGGCGCCUGGAUGAAGGACCCAAAGUCCAAGGAAGACAAGAUCUAUGUGACAAACUAUUACUAUGGAAACACUUUAGUGGAAUUCCGCACCAUGGAGAACUUCAAACAAGGGCGCUGGACCAACUCCUAUAAACUCCCCUACAACUGGAUAGGCACAGGUCACGUUGUAUACGAUGGAGCCUUUUAUUACAACAGAGCUUUUUCACGAGACAUAAUCAAGUAUGAUCUGAAGCAGCGGUACGUGGCCGCUUGGGCGAUGCUGCACGAUGCAGUGUUCGAGGAGACGACUCCCUGGAAGUGGAAAGGUCACUCUGACAUUGACUUUGCAGUGGAUGAGAAUGGAUUGUGGAUCAUUUAUCCGGCAAUCGAUGACGAAGGGUUUCAGCAGGAGCUGAUCGUACUGAGUAAACUGAACACUGCAGAUCUGACCAUACAGAAGGAAACUACAUGGAGGACUGGCUUGCGGAAGGACUUUUACGGGAAUUGCUUUAUCGUCUGUGGCGUCCUUUAUGCGGUGGAUAGCUACAACCACAUGAAUACCACUAUUUCUUAUGCUUUUGAUACCCACACCAACACACAGGGAGUACCAAGGCUUCCUUUUGUCAAUAACUUUUCCUAUACCACCCAGAUUGACUACAAUCCAAAGGAGAGAGUCCUGUAUGCAUGGGACCGUGGGCAUCAAGUCACAUAUGGUGUCAUGUUUGCCUAUUGAGAUAUGCCUGUGAACAGUUACAAAGGGCCAUGGCACUUUCUUUUUUUUUUUUGUAUAAAUAAAAGAAUAAAUAUUUUAAUAUUCUUAAGUGGGCUGUAGAUCAGUCCACCUGGCUUUUUUUUUUUUUUUUGCAAUUUAGCAAUACAUGCAUAUGCUUUUUAAUAUUCAACGCCUCUUUACUGCCUAAAGAGUGUUCUUUUACUGUCAUCACAGAAGCAUGAUACACCUUUAUUUUACUUGCUAUAAAUACAUAAGACAAAUUUUGAACGAAAGUACAGAAGAUAUACCUUGGAUAUGAUACAAAGUUUGGGAAUGCACAUGGACUUCUCUUAAAGUAAAGGAUGUCUAGGAGAGUUUAUAUAAAUAUCUCCUACAAGACUGAUUUUGGUUCUAAAGCCAGUACAAAAACAAAUUAUUUGAUACGCUUUAAAAAGCGAUUCACAAAGGUUCAUUUUUUAUUUCAACUUUAUAUAUCAUCACAAAGCACUUAAUGUUCUGCAAUGGAUAUGACUAAGCAACAUGCAUUAAAAUCAUUUUAAGAUCUACUGCUGUAAUUGCUGAUCCUCCUUUUUUUACUUUUUCAUUCUAAACAGAAGCAAACCAAUCACUUUGCAACAGAGAUUAUAGUUAUUUUAUUUCUAUCAAAUUCUGGUCAACCUCAUUAUUGUGAUACUAGCGGUUGGUGGAACCAGCACACAAGGAUUUUUCAUUGUAUAAAAUAGUAACGGUAAGAUUUGAAAUUUGUCCCAGAUACUGUGGCAGAGACCAGUGUUUUGAACUCUUAUGAUCUUCCUUUUUUCUGCUUUGUGGUCUACUGUGGAUAACAAUUUAAACUUCUAGAAAUAAAUUCUGAAUCAUUAAAUGUUAACAAUAUGCCUUACUUUAGCUUUUUAUUUUUUUAAAUAGUAGCACUUACAGGGCCAUAUUCUUAAGGUAAUUAACAUCGUUUUUAUUCUAAAAAGAAAACAAUUUUGUUAAUUUAACAGCACCUGCAUGCACCUUGUGUCUUGUUGGUUCUGUAACAUCAGCAGUGGGUUAUAGUUUUUUCUUUUUAAAGAUACAAACAUAGCAUAAUGAUAAAUACUUUAUGAAUAUGGCCCAGAUAUAGAAAUCUAAUACACAUCCCUCUUACCCAUUCACACAGAAUAUCCAGAAAAAUAAAAUAGCUCAAACCUGUUAUUUCAUGUUUUUCUUUAUUAAUGUGCUUUUCCAUCAUUACAAAAAAACAGUGAUUUGUCGUCCAGGCAGUAUUCAUAUCCCACAGCAAAGAAAACUAGAUGCUCUUUAGAAAGAGACAAGAGGCAGUAGAACCUGCUCAAGAUGAACUUCCACAAUUGACCUCCACACUCCAGAUGUGUGUUUAUAACAUACUGUUUUAAAAAUACAUUAUACUCUUUCAGAACUGUAUAAUUUAACCCAAAAUAUUCAUGUUUUACAAGCAGUAACAAUAUCCUUCGUUCUAUAAACAUUUAUUACAUUGUAUAUGCAGUACAUUAAAAAGACAUGUUUUUGGGAAGCAAUUUAUGGUAAGAGUUUAAUUUUGUGGUCAAUUUAUGGUAAGAGUUUAAUUUUGUGGUGUUGGCUAAAAUCUAACUUAUAAUUUAAACUUGUACACAAACUGCUGUUUUUACCAUUCAUAGGUUUGAAUGAGUUGCCGGAUUGACAUUGGCCCCAAUCCAUUUAAUACACACAAAACUACAUAAUUUCUUGCCAUUAAGGGGACCUCAAGUACAGUAGUGAUGAUAGUGAC